AUUUCAAAGCAUCAUUAAGUCCGGUUGUAUCGACAACAUGAGAAGCAUCACCAUAACCUUACUCGUUUUAGGAUUAGUUUCCUUAGCGCUAGCACAAUACGAUUAUGCUGACGUCAUAAGGAGGUCGCUUCUAUUCUAUGAAGCACAAAGAACAGGAGUUCUACCUGCCAACAACAGAGUUCCAUGGAGAGGAAAUUCGUUCGUCACUGACCGUGGAGUCAACGGUGAAAAUCUGUCGGGAGGCUAUUUUGAUGCUGGUGAUCAUGUUAAAUUCGGUUUUCCAUUCGCCUCUGCAAUGACAAUGUUGGCGUGGGGAAUGCUUGAUUCUAGAGCUGGUUACGAAAGAGCCGGACAAUGGUCAUUCGCCAUUGACGCUCUACGAUGGGGCACAGAUUAUAUGAUCAGGAUCCAUCCAUCGGCUAACGAAUUGUACGUUCAAGUCGGUAAUGGUAGAGAAGAUCACGCUUUUUGGGGUCGGCCAGAACAGUGGACUGGAAGCAAUCCCCGUCCAGCUCUACGAGCAACUCCUGCCUUGCCGGCAACAGAGGUGGCCUGCGAAACAGCUGCAGCUCUUGCUGCUGCAUCAAUGGUCUUCCGAAAUAAUGGAGAAACUGCAUACGCAAACACGCUUCUGAAUCAUGCAAUUCAACUGUACAAUUUCGGGAACACCUUCCGCGGCAGAUACAGCGAUUCUUUCCCAGAGAUUCAAGAGUUUUACAAUUCCUGGAGCGGAUUCGAAGACGAGUUAUUCUAUUCAGCUGCUUGGAUGUACAGAGCCACAGGAAACGCUCAGUAUCGCACAGACUAUAACAAUUUCUGGCAUCAAUUCGGAAUGAGCACCAGGCCACUAGAAAUUUCCUGGGAUGAUAAACAGGCUGCCGGUCAAAUUUUGUUGGCUAAGAUCGAUGGUUCACAUCAAUUUGUUAGUGCUGCGCAGGCAUUCUGUGACUGGGUUGUGUUGCAAGCUCCACGAACUCCAAGAAACUUAGUUUUCAUAAGUCCAUGGGGAUCAUUACGUCAUGCUUCCAAUGUGGCUUUCGGUUGCCUUCAAUUGGCUCAAGCCGGCAUUAACGCAAUCCCGUACAGAAACUUUGCUAGACAGCAAAUCGACUAUAUGCUCGGAAGUACAGGACGGAGCUUCGUCGUUGGAUUCGGAGUGAAUCCACCGCAACGACCACAUCAUACAUCUUCAUCUUGUCCUAAUAUGCCUGCUCCGUGCGACUGGUCACACUUCCAUGCACCUGGUCCCAAUCCACAAACCCUUCAUGGAGCAUUAGUAGGCGGUCCAGACAUAAACGAUAAUUGGGCAGACAAUCGUGAUGACUAUGUCACAAAUGAAGUUGCCAUUGACUAUAAUGCUGCAUUCCAAGGGGCGCUUGCUGAAAUCGUUCGUUUACUCUAAUUCAAAUACUCAAAAUUUGCAAAUAUAUUUAUCGACUGAUUGAAUG
Molecule: messenger RNA, 1448 nt
Organism: Bradysia coprophila
Lineage: Eukaryota; Metazoa; Arthropoda; Insecta; Diptera; Sciaridae
Product: endoglucanase E-4-like
Biological process (GO): carbohydrate metabolic process
Molecular function (GO): hydrolase activity, hydrolyzing O-glycosyl compounds
Source: RefSeq, a predicted model, not a curated record